Molecule: messenger RNA, 8821 nt
Organism: Helobdella robusta
Lineage: Eukaryota; Metazoa; Annelida; Clitellata; Rhynchobdellida; Glossiphoniidae
Exons: 59
Coding region: 1-8595 (2864 amino acids)
Biological process (GO): regulation of cell adhesion; cell adhesion; regulation of embryonic development
Molecular function (GO): signaling receptor binding
Source: RefSeq, a predicted model, not a curated record
AUGGAUGUUGUUGAUGCUGACAUGGAUGUUGUUGAUGCUGACAUGGAUGUUGUUGAUGCUGACAUGGAUGUUGUUGAUGCUUACAUGGAUGUUGUUGAUGCUUACACGACAGCCUGCAAGUGUGACGUUGGUGGUUCACAGAGCAACAGAUGCGACUACGCAGGCAAGUGCACAUGCAAGCCGAUGAUUCACGGCACGAAAUGCGACCAAACAUCAGAUGGCAACAGCGUUAGGUUCGGGUUCGAUUCCAACGAGUUCCAUGGUUACUCGUGGAGAGGAUAUGCAAUCUUCUCCAGGAUACAGGAUGAAGUGCUGCUGGACCUCGACGUCCGCAAAGCUGGCCUGUACAGGGUCGUGUACCACUACUUGAAUAAAAACAAUCAGGCGACCACAGCGGAGGUCAGGGUCACUCCUGAUCAACGUUCACACACCGAUGGACAUUCGCAAUCGAGUUUCGUUACCUUCCAUCCACUGGUCGCUCCAGACUUUGCAACCAUGUCAUCUGGCGGGGGAGUUUCAUCAGCGUUCACAUUGAACCCUGGCAGGUGGACAUUCAGUUUGAAGACGCCUGAGUCAGUUCUCGUGGACUACAUGGUCCUGCUGCCAGCUGCUUACUACGAGGCUCCAAUCCUGCACGAGAAGUUCCACCAGCCGUGCACCGUCCCUUCAACCAGCGACAUUUGCAAGCACUACGUGUACCUCGAUUUGAAGCCUUUCUCGAACGUUCCUGGAUCGUCUGGGGAGAGUGGAGAUGGUUCUUAUCACGAAAAAACCCAACUCUACGACAACCAAUCAAAUCUCGAUAAACUUGGUCUAACUGAUAUGGCUAAAUUAGAUGAAAGACAGACGUCGAUAACUUUCACCGUUCCAGUGGAGCAGCCUGGCCCGCACGUUCUAAUCAUCUCCUACUUCACGGAUGAUAUAAACAGAGCUCAGGACAUGGAGGCGGAUAUUCAAACGCCAGGCGCCAGGGACAGCGGUGUCAUCAGGCUCGCCAACUGUCCUUACAGCUCUCCCUGCCGUCAGUUCAUAUCCGAUGACAGUCACAAUGUCAAGGUCAUUAAUGUCGAUGGUCGAUAUUUCACACUGACGUUGAACGGAAGAAGUGACAUCAACCUUGCUAUCGACAAAGUGUACGCCAUCCCUCUUGACAAGUGGCACAUUGACCUCAUCGAGCCAAAGUUCAAAUGUAUCUAUAAGAAAGAGAAGUGCAUUCAAGGCAGACCAGCGGGCAAACCGCCGGGCGUCACGAUCGAAUUUGAAAUCGGAAGUGAGUUGCCGAUAACUCCACCGCCCGUCAUAAUUGAGGGCAGUCACCCAGAUCCAUCUAUCAAAGUUAUCAAACUGCAUAGGAGAGAGGUGAUGCCACGAAUUGAUAUAAAAGUGCAAGUGACCCCGGGCAGUUACGCCCUGGUGCCCUUGUACUACCAGCCUCACAUUGUAGGAUUUGACGUAGAUGUCGAGGUAUACGCUGGCGGACAGUUCCACAAAGGCACAAUGAGGGCCGAUCCUUGCCCAUCUCUGAAUGGUUGCCACGGUAUUGUCAAGUUCAAGGACAGACCCAAUGUUGACAUAGUAGACAGCGAUGCCAGAGUAUCGUUCAACAGUACCAAUCCUGUUUGGCUGGAUUACCUUGCCGUGAUACCUUCGGUCAGCUACUCUGAGAAGAUCCACGCAGACAACACUGAGGACGACAAGUCGACAGAGUUCAUCAACAAGUGCUCCGACCACGGCUUCAGUGUCGACGCCAGUGGACUGCAGUUCUGUAAGGACAGCAUCUACUCUAUCACGACGGAUUACAACAACGGAGCUCUCAAGUGCCAGUGCGAUCCAGAUGGGUCGACAAGUUUCAACUGCGAUCCGUACGGAGGCAAAUGUCCGUGCAAGUCCCAGUUCAUUAUUGGCAGGGAUUGCUCGCAAUGCAAAACUGGGUAUUGGGGAUUUCCAAACUGUAGAGAAUGUCAGUGUCCGACAGGAAUAUGUGAGCCAAGGACAGGACGGUGUGUCUGCCCGAAACUGGUGACCGGUGAAAACUGCGACACCUGCCUGCCCAACACAUUUGGCUACAACGCCCUGGUUGGUUGCGAGGAGUGUGGCUGUGACGCUCGAGGAGUCGUCAGUGCGGAUAUGGAAUGCGAUGAAAACAGCGGCCAAUGUCACUGCAAACCGAACGUUGCUGGGAGGAAGUGCAACAAGUGCAAACUUGGUUACUACGAUUUCCCGAGAUGCAGGCAGUGCUCUUGUGAUUUGAAUGGCGUUCUCAGUGAUGAAAACGUGGAGGGUCACGAUUGCUCGCAGUGUCAGCCAUCCACCUUCUCCCUGCUGGCAUCCAACCCGAAGGGCUGCAGUCAGUGCUUCUGCUUCGGAGUGACCUCGAGGUGUCAGGCAUCUGAUCUCCGUUGGGCCCAGAUAACGGAGCUGCAAGACUGGACAGUGACGAACACGAUGACGACAGCAGAAUAUGAUGAGGGCAGGAGGAUGUGGCACCUGCAGGAGGUCCACCUUCAAACCACCGACCAGCCCGCCUACUGGUCGGCCCCUAUGACCUUUCUCAAUAACAAGGUCCGUUCCUAUGGUGGAAAACUUCGUUAUAAAUUGUUGGCCGACGGGAUGGAAGGUGAGAGGUUCAAGUCGCCUGACUUCAUCUUGGUCGGCAAGAGUUCAAGGGUCAGCUACGUUCAUGGAUUGCAGGAGGUUCACAGUUCCGUUGAACACGCUGAAGAGGUCCACCUAGUCGAAACAAAAUUUGUGCACGAAAGAACUGGCGCCCCCAUAUCACGUGAUCAGUUCCUCAUCCUUCUCUCCAACCUUCAAUCCAUCCUCAUCAUGGCAUCUCCAUUCAAGGAUACCUCAUAUAUUAAACUGUCAGACGUGUCGAUGGAUGAAGCGCGUGAGGACGGGUGGGGUGAGGUGGCCGACAGUGUGGAAAGGUGCGAGUGUCCACCAAACCACGGGGGUUCGUCGUGCGAAUCGUGUGCCCAGGGGUUCUUCAGGGCGAAGAAUGGUCAGUGUUUGGCCUGUCAGUGCAACAAUAGAGCAACAACAUGCGACCAAACAACUGGGAUCUGCAUUAACUGUCGCGACAACUUCGAUGGUCCUCAAUGUUUGAAAUGCAAGCGUGGCUACUUCCUUGACCGCCAAAGCAACACGUGCCGCAUCUGCUCCUGUCCACUGCGUCUCGAAUCCAACAACUUUGCCACCCACUGCGAUGUUAGUUUUGCUGGGGUGGUGGACCGAUGCUACUGUUUGCCCGGCUACACUGGGAAAAAUUGUGACAAAUGCGCCCCCGGUUAUUGGGGCCACCCGAUGACCCCUGGAGGUCAGUGCAAGAAAUGCGAGUGUAGUGGAAACAUCGAUGAACGUGACCCGAUGGCGUGCGACGUGAAAACUGGACGAUGCUUGAAAUGUCUGCAGAACACGGGAGGGGAGAGGUGUGAGAGGUGUGCCGACGGGUACUAUGGGGAUGCCCUCGAUGGCAGGAACUGUAAAAAAUGUCUGUGUGAACCCCUUGGAACCGACCAUUGUGAUCACGUGACUGGUCAGUGUGUCUGCAAGCAAAAUGUUUAUGGUCCGCAGUGCUCGCAGUGCGUUCCUGGAUCGUUUGGUUUCCACCGCAACCGCGGAUGUGAGAUGUGCAGUUGUGGAGUGGCGGCGACGUCGUCUGAAUGCGACCUCAUCAGCGGCCAGUGCCAGUGCAGGGAGGGGGUCACAGGAAGGAUGUGCGACCGAUGCAUCGAUGGCUACUGGAACUAUCUGCCUCAAGGGUGCCGACCUUGCAACUGCCUAUCGAAAGGAGCGGUGACGUGUGACAAGGAGACAGGGGAAUGCCAGUGCCUGCCCGGGGUCACUGGACCCAACUGCGACAAGUGCCUGCAUAAGUGGAUCAUGAUUGAAGGCUUUGGCUGCAAAGAGUGCGACAGUUGCGUGCAGUUGUUGUUGGACGACAUUGACGUGUUGCAUAGGAACGUCACGCAGAUGAAGCACGACCUCACCAGCGUCAGUGUCAGUGUUCAGACCAUCCACCACUUGGAAACUCUUGACCGACGAUAUCAUGACCUUGAACCGAAGGUCAAAAUGUUGUUGACCGAUCGUCCGUCUUCAGGCCAUGACGUCAUCGAGGCCAGCAGAGAAAUCGAUGAAGUGCACAGUUCUGCAAAAACUGUUUUGCAAACUCUCAACAGAUUGUACAAUGAAUCGGAGAGAGUUGAAGAUUCAGCUCGAGACAUCAAAACUGAAGUGAACAAUUACUAUGAAAGCAUUCGUAGCAAGACCAAAGAUCUGGUUGAUGAUGCCCUAAAUAAAGUGCGCAUUAAGACGGACCAGCUGACGACCUCUGGGGCCUCGUCAAACGUCGACGAGAUGGUCAAAGAGUGCACGGCCAUCCUGACAGAGAUGAGGAAGAAGGGCUUUCAUGAUGAGAAGGAUAUGGCACUCAAUGAACUUGCCAAGGCGAACGACACCCUGCUAAGAGCUAGAGAGUUAUUGGGCAGAUCGCACACGCGGUUGAACAGAACGACGGACAUUAACUCCUCCAUCUACCUCAUCCUCGCUCAGCUGCAGGACCUUCAGAGACUGGCUCAAAGUUCAGCGCAGAGGUCAGCCGAGGUCACCAAGCUGCUCAAUGAACUGCGCAACACCAAGGCUCAUGUUGAUAAUAAAAAAAGGACAUCAAAGAAUAAACCUGGACGCUUGGAUAAAACUACGCAGAAGAGGCAGAGAUGGCACGAUGUUGGUCUUAUAAUAAAGAUCAAGAACAACGAGGGGCAGAUAGCAAAGUGUUUGGAGGAGUCAAGGAAGAACCUGAACGUUGUGGAUGAUGACCUCAACGAAGCCAAGAAGGCUUUUAAUAGUGCCAUCAGUGAUCUGGAGAGGUUGAAGACGCUGGUGGCGGAUGCUCAGAGAUUCGUUCACAAAUUGGUAGCGGAGAAUGAGAACUUGAAGACAUUGCUUCGUCAGCAUACGCGUAUGAUGGUCUUUGACUUUCGGACAGACAGUAUUCGAACCAGGUCAAUCAGCAACACGGAGAGCUCAGUGAAGUUGGCGAUCGAAGCAUCUGGAGUGUACGAGACGAUAGUGAAGACCAUUGAAGAAGCCUGGAAGGACAGCCAGGAAGCAGAGAGGCUCGUCAACGUAGCAAGAAAUAUGUCAGUCAUCCUAUCGAUAGACACAUCUGAAAAAAGCGCUCAGCUCGGAAACAUUUCGAAGCAGAUCAACCUCAUCAAGAUGAGCAUCGAUCGAGCGAUACUGCCAAUGUUUCUUGCAGAUCUGGUCGAUAAACUGGCAAUUAUUCAAGGCAUGCUAAAAAGCAUGAAGGAGAGUGAGAAAGACAAAUCGUACACGGACGUCGUAAAAGGACUGGAAGACAUCAAAAUGGAAGAUUAUGAAACGAUUUUCGAGGACAGCAGGAGCGAGGUUGAGGAAAACCGUCAGAUCCUCUCCUCCUACUCCACAAAGUUGCAAGAACUCGAUAAGAAUUUAACGGCAAGUGUGGAACGUAUACGGAGUCUUCCACAACAGCUCAGCGAAAUGAACAGUGACGUUCGUGUGGCUUACCAAGACAUGCAGGUUGAGGUCUCGAAGAUCGAAGAGACCAUCUUUGUCAUGGAGGACCUGACCCGGCAGUCCGAUCAGCUGAUCAAGCUGGAGGACGAGCUGAAGUACAACAUGGACCUCCUGAGGGACUACAUAAGACAGGCUCGGGAUGCCGCUAAUCUGGUUACACUUGGAGUUAACUUCACCCACGAAUCAGUCCUACAAGUGCGCAAUAGCAUUGACAUGCCAUCUUCCGGCAUGGUCUCGAAGAUUUCUCUGCACUUUCAGACCAAGCAAGCCGACGGAUUGCUCUUCUACAUCGGCAAAGACAGUGGGCUGGCCGAUGAUUACAUGAUUGGUGAGAUCGUUGGGGGACAUCCUCAAUUCAGAAUCAACCUGGGAUCCGUCGAAACUGUCGUGAAGGGAACGAAGCCGGUCAACAACAAUCAAAUUACGACAUAUGAAAUCAGGAGGGAAGGGAAAGAUUUGAAGCUCUUCAUAGAUUCCAAUCCAAUUGACGGCGAGGUCAGCGGGGAUAGUUUUACUUUCCAAUAUGACAACAGUACAAAGUUCUACGUUGGUGGGGUCCCGGAUCACAUCCUGAAACAGAAUUCCAACUUGAGUUCGAUACUACCACGCAACAAAUUUGUGGGCGUCAUAGAGAACCUCGUUUACGACGAAAGGAUGGUUGGUCUCUGGAAUUUUGUGGAUGCCAGCGGGUUGAGAGGAGCUCAUUUCAAGAAGAUAAAAAUAUUCAGCGAAGACAACAUUUUCACAUAUGGUGGUACUGGCUAUGCUCAUAUGAAAAUUGAAAAUCAGCUUAUCGAAGAGAAUUUGGACGUAUCUUUUGACUUCAAAACUUACUCUAAAGAUGCUCUGCUCUUCCAUCAGGGCACCGACACACAGUUCAUCACUUUGGAUCUUGUUGACGGAAAGUUAAGAGGAGUGAUGGACAUGGGAUCUGGCGGGCUGCCAAGGAUUUCUGAGAGCACGUACAACGAUGGACUUUGGCACUCUGUCUCAUUCAGCAGGAGAAAUAGGGUGGCUGUCUUGAGAAUUGACACUUAUACUGUUCCUAGGAUGGCCGUUAAUGGCUGGAAGAUGAUUUAUGAGGGCGAAAGUGAUUUCUUCAUUGGCGGGCUUAAAAACCCCGACAAUUACACCAAACCGACGAAGAGCAGAUUCAAAGGCUGCAUAAGAAACUUUCAGGCCAAGUCUGCACCAUAUCCAAUCCAAUCGGCCAUCGAGUUUGUCGACGUGCAGUAUGGUUGCAGACAGUCCAUACGAGUAGUGUCCUUCCCUCCGUCACCCAUUGCUACUGGCUACAUCAAACUUUUCAAAGAUUCUUUCUCACUUUCAAACGAUUUUGCAAUGAGUUUUAAAUUCAGAAGCCAGCAAAGUGAUGCUCUAAUAUUCUACAUAUUUGGCGAUUCCCAGAAUAUUGGUUUGUCCUUAUCUUUGGUUGAUGGAUAUUUGAAAUUGGUGUUUAAAGAUGAUGAUGAAAACGCUAGUGAGGAGUUGACUUCCCCAUUCAAGUUCAACGAUGGUGCUUGGCACUACGUCAACGUUAAAAGAACUAAAAACCUACUCUCCCUGGAAACUGAGGACAAGUGGACUGGGACGAGGGCCUUUACUAGCAGGGCUCGCAUUCCAGGACAGCAGCACGUGUACCUGGGAGGAGUGCCUGACUCUGUGUCCGUAACAUUGAAGAAUGUCGGCUCCAACAAACCGUUUGUCGGCUGCAUCGGUGACAUCUCCAUCAACUCAAAGUUACAGAACUUUGAUGAAGUCCAGAAUGCCGACCUGAUAAACGUUGACAUCGGUACGUGCCAGUACAUGGACUACUUGCCCCCACAGGGCCCCUCAUCCUUCUAUUCAACUUCCACCGUCGACCCUGGUGUGAUCAAUCCGGAACUGAAAGGCUGCACCCGCCCUGCUUACCCACUGAGCACCUGGAAGGAGAGGGGCUGUGAGGGGUCGUCGGCCUCUGGUUACUACUAUGAAUAUUCCGAUGGUCCAACAAGUAUCAGCAAGUUCGUAUUGACUCUGAACUUGAAGACCUCCUCCCCCGAUGGGGUCAUCUUUUACGCCUACAAUCAGCAGCACUCGGACUUCAUUGCACUCUUCAUGAAGGGCGGGGCAAUGCAUGGAUUUGUGAACUGCGGGGGCGGCAUCACCAAGACUGCUCUGCAGGGUGUCAACUUCGCUGAUGACGCCUGGCACAAUGUCUACUUCAGGUACGAAGACGGCUUGGUGACGCUGAAUGUGGGUCGGCACUCCAACAACACGGCACUUAUGGGCAGUCAGACUUCAGUUGAGGUCACCGCCCCCAUCUUCAUGGCUGGUCUGCCUCAGCAGGUCUUCCAAUCUUCCAUCGUCAACUUCGCGGAUAAAAAGCCUGACACUUGGAUGUUUAACGGCGAAUUGAAGGACAUCACCCUGCAAGGCAAACCAAUUGAAUCAAAGUUGAUAGCCCGAUCAUCUUCUCCAGGUGCAAAGUGCCCAGUCGAGCAGGGGAUCUUCUUCUUCCCUGUCUCCACACCUUUCAAGACAUACGGCUCCGUUUACCCAGAUUAUUCAGCGCCGACACACAUGAACAUCUCCUUUAUGAUCAAACCUCGACUGCUGGACGGCAUCCUCUUCUCUGUCCACAACCCUGCAAAUGAUGAGUUUAUUAUACUCCAAUUGGUCAAAGGAGAGUUCCAUCUCACUGUGAACAAUGGACAAGGUCAUGUCAUGAAGUCCGACUUCAAACCAAGCAACAAGAUGUUCUGGUGUGAGAGGAAGUGGUACUCUGUUUCUGCGAACAAAGUAAAGAAUGUUGUUUACGUGAUCGUAGACGGGUUGAGGGGGACGUCGGGGUUUGGCAUUGAAGGGUACUCCAGCACUGACACAUCCAAUGAGCUCUUCAUCGGCGGCGCUAAAGAGAUGCACUCUGGCAUGUUGGUGAGCAACUCAUUCGUCGGCUGCAUGAAGGACCUCUACGUCGAAGGCAAACCAGUCCCCCUUAGGGACCUUCAAUUCAAGGGGGACAUUCUCCAAGAUGGCUGCCCAGUUGAUUGAUUGAUUGACUGAUUGAUUGAUUGAUAGAUUAAUUGAUCGAUUGAUUGGCUGAUUGAUUUGUUGAUUGGUUGAUUGAUUAAUUGAUUGAUUAGUUGGUUGGUUGAUUGGUAGAUUGAUUUAUAGAUUAGUUGUUUUGUCAGCUGAUCAAUUGAGUCAUCAAUAUUCAAAGAACAAAUUUAGUUUAUUUGUUCUUAUACCUAGCAUUGAAAAAAUUUUGAGCAAUCAA